AUGACCGCUCGCCCGCAUCCUAGUGAUUGCAGUUUCACCGAAGAAGCGCUUGCAAAACAGCGUGCUAAAAUCACAAAUCGUGCGACCUUCAAGCUCGUGCCCGUCAACGGUGCUCAGCGCGUCAUGGAUACGCCAGAGUUCAACGUCCACCGGACGCUGGGGGCGCUGAACGUCGGCGCCAUCGUCUCGUGUUUCCUGUUCGGCGUGGCGACUGUCCAAGGAUACCUCUACUAUACCAGAUAUCAGCGCGACAGGCGCAUGUUGAAGGCCCUGGUGGCCUUUGUCUGCCACUUUGGGAACGUAGAUGCGAUGUUGCGCCCGCCAGGGAGCCUUUACUUGGCAGUGAUACUCAGUGGUCUGAUAGCACCAGUGGUUCAGAUGUUCUUCGCAGAGCGUCUUCGCGUCGUCAGCGGUGGAAGGGUGCUCAUUCCGCUCAUAUGUUGGACGCUCUCUCUUGUGAGGUUCGCUAUGAGCCUCGUCACCGGCAUCAAGGCAUAUCGUCUGACGACGAUUUGGGAAUUCACGGCGGAAUGGAAAUGGCUCAUGACGACUCUCCUAUGUAUCGGCGCCGCGGUGGAUAUCUUGGUUGCAGUUUCCUUGUGCUAUUAUUUGAGGGAGAAGAGAGACCAGUCGGGGAGAGAGACGAGAAUGAAGAUCCAGAAGGUUAUGAUGUGGUCUAUUGAAACGGGUCUGGUGACGAGCGUAGCUGGGAUCACUAUAGUGAUUUGCUUCCUAGAAAUGCCAACUAAUUUGAGUUGGCUGGCGAUAUUCAUGGUCAUGGCGCGACUCUUCUCGAAUUCAUUAUUUGCAUCACUCAACGCACGGAUAUUUAUUCGCCCAGAAUACCCCCCAGAAAGCGAUAUGAUGUUUGGGACUACGGCUUCUCGGCCGCAGCACGAAACAACACCCUCCAUUCCGGAGUUUCAAGCAGAUCCAUAUAGGAAGAUGUUUGAAGCACGCCCAUAG
Messenger RNA from Cyclocybe aegerita, 966 nucleotides. The record is from the annotation of a GenBank genome assembly. NCBI's taxonomy places the organism in Eukaryota, Fungi, Basidiomycota, Agaricomycetes, Agaricales, Hemipholiotaceae.